UUAUUGGAGGAAAAUGACUCCGCCGCAUCAGCCUCUCCCCCGUCGUCCUCUUUUUUCAGAGGACUUUUGGACAUGUUCCCUGCACUGGACCUUGGAGAGGAGGUGCAGCAAGUGAGCCCUACUCAUUCCAUUUCCCAAACGGAUCUAUGGAAUUCACCUUCCUUGUCGGAUCCAACCCUAGGUCAGGAUAAUCAACCGCCCCUCAUCCCAGAGCUCUACCCUCCGCUUCUCGAUGACGACACCCGUCGAGCGGAGCUCGCGAGGAGGUUAAGAACCAUUUUAUAAGGGAAACUUAUAGGGAAGAAAUGAUAGACUCUGUUGUUGAUACGCAAGUGCAGAUUGAAAAACAUAUUCAAGCUGCACUUGUGGGACGAGAUUAUUCGGUUGAGUCUCUUCUUGUGAAGAGGCACCAGAUCAGGGGGAUCAUCUUCUCCCCAAUGGGAGAAGCUCUUAGUGAAAGGACUUAUGCUUUGCACCUGAAGGAGAUUCUCUAGUUGGGUACAGUGCAAUGCCUUCCAUUUCGGCGGGUUGAAAGGGCCAUAAAGGACUUAAAUCUCUUUCUUGGACUUGAAAGAGCGUAAAUUCUUCCCUUUUUAUCCCAAUUUCCCACUCUUUCUGUGAGGCGAAACCUCACCACACUACACUACACUUCGACACAAGAGAAGAGGACCGGGUGCUCUGUAUCUUCGGGGUAGGAGUUGGCGGUCUUCUUUAAGAGAACUUCAAUCUAAUACUCAUUAUAGAUCAACUCAUGUUUCCACUUUAUUUUCAGUACGAGGAUGUAUCACGUCAGGAUCCGUUGCUCAAACCGAAUCACGCCAACGUUAUGGAAGUUCCUGGAUCGUGUAAAAUAAUAGUAGUACCAAAGACAACACCUUCUAUCAAAAAUGGAAAAUUGGUUAUGGAGAUUUUGUGCGGCCAGAAAUUAAAACAAAGGGCUUCAACAGGAAAGUCAUUUCAAUCUAAUCCAUUCUUGGGGUCAAAUAAAGACAAAAAAGGAUAUGUCAGUAACCUACCACGACAAAGCACACUUCGAGGGCAUGAAAUGUCACAUUUUUUUGUCAGAAUAUCCACAGUAAUGUCUCUGUUAGAUUCUCCGCUCGAAAUAAGGGAAAGGUCAAUUCAAUUCUCGAUGGAAACAAAAUUUUGCGAAUUCUCCCCCGAAUUGGAAAAUUAUUUCGAUAUCUUCGAACAUAUUCGAGGGUUCAAUGUUACUAUUGUAACUUCGACCAACACACUAGAUGAGACUUUACCACCGUGGAGCGGCUUUUUGCAAAAAGAUGAGGGGGAAACUCAGUAAGAUGUCGUAGAAGCGAAAUAUACGAGAUCACAAACGUAGAUUGCUCACGGCUAGACUAAAUAUGAAUUGAGACGAAAGCUUUAUAAAGCCCUUUGUAAAGAUCCCGAUAUUCCUAUGCAGGACAAACAUCGUUCUACGUUGUCUAAGUUGCCAAGAAAGAGUUCCUUUGCACGAGUAAGAAAUCGAUAUAUUUACACGGGCCGCCCUCGUUCCGUAUAUGAGUUCUUCCAAAUUUCUCGUAUCCUUUUUCGUGCAUUAGCAUCUCGAGGUUCUUUGAUGGGCAUAAAGAAAUAGUCUUGGUAGCAACCACAAAACCAAUAGAACAAGGGUUCGCUCCACAACAGGUCUACAAGCAAGGUAAGUAGGUCCAUUACCAGCCGGCUCCGGACCAAAAAGACCUAACGGACUAAUCCCUUAUUUAGGAUCGUAGAUGCUAACGGGGCGGGAAUCGAAGUGGGGGACCCCUGUACCGCUUGUGUAUAUCUCAUGUCAAAUAUGCUCCCCAGGCAUAGACUAUGUACAGGGUAGUACUCUUGGAAAGAUAGAAUAUCACCACGUGAACAUAACAUGUAAUGUUGUUACGAAUGUAACUCCCGAAGGAUCGACCACUAUUCUAAAUAUAGUAAGGCGGAGAACUAUUGUUCAGUGGAGCGUCGGAGUGCGGAGGUUAGUCCCAUCAUUGAAGUCAGGGUGUGGGACUGAGCCUUCCGAAUGAGAAAGAAGAAAAGUGCUUAGUUUCGUUGGAAAAACCAACGCAAAUAUCAUAUUGACUUUCUCUCGCCC
Messenger RNA from Solanum stenotomum, 2083 nucleotides. Its product is annotated as 60S ribosomal protein L5, mitochondrial. Gene Ontology annotation, molecular function: structural constituent of ribosome; RNA binding. Bases 752 to 1300 code for a protein of 182 amino acids. Gene Ontology annotation, cellular component: cytosolic large ribosomal subunit; ribosome. NCBI's taxonomy places the organism in Eukaryota, Viridiplantae, Streptophyta, Magnoliopsida, Solanales, Solanaceae. The record is from RefSeq and is a predicted model, not a curated record. The transcript has a single exon. Gene Ontology annotation, biological process: translation.